AUGGGAAUGUGGGAGGAAGCGAGUGACCCAGUGAUGGGGAAGAAGGAUAAAAAUGAGGAGCGGAAGGAGAGAAUCCUGAAUCUCACACUGGAGAUUAUCUAUCUGCUGACUGGAGAGGGCUACGUCAUCCCUAAGAAGAAGAGCCCAACUGUGGGUUUGGGGGCCCUGCAUGCCCCUGGCUCCGUCAUACAGAAGGAAAAUGACAAGAAGAUCCUGGAACUCAUCUCCAACAUCAUCCAGCUGCUGACUGGAGAGGAGUGGGAGUAUAUAAAAGGAAACAAGGCCCUUUACAGGGAAGGGAUAAAGGAGGAGGAGGAGCCCCAGCAGCUCCGCCCACUGGGUGAGUAAUGGUUUCUAUCAUAUACAGAGCAUAGAAUCUAUGCAGGAAGUUUUGUCUUUUUAGGGAGAUGCAGAAGAAAGUAAAUCCAUUUACACCCAGUUAAUAACCAGUGACACAGACACAGAGCUCCUAAAGUCUUUUGUUCUUUUAAAAUAAUUUCCAUUUUAUUGAGUUUUAACAAGAUAUAAAAAUACAACGUAUUGUGCAGAUCAGAGGGAUACAGAUAAAGGACAGAGCUAAUGAGGAGAGAGGAGUUAGUUGGUUCCGGUGUUUAGUUGAAGUUUCCUGAUUCUUAUUCGCUCAUAGGAAUCAUUUAGAGGCGUGAGUUCAUAUUUGGGGUUUGAGCCCAUUUCUGCCAUAAUAUGGUGGGUAUUGGGCAAAAUGAUUGGUUUGGGAUGUCACAUGUUGCACUUUCUGUUUUCCCUCUCCAAAAAAUAAAAAACUCACAGUACUGGCACUAAACCAAGAACUCUGUUUGGCUCAAGAUUUUAUAUAUUUAUUUACACAGUAAUACAUAACUGCCAUCUCUACCAAUCACUAGCAACAUACAGAAGGUUAUGGAAUGGCUUGUUUCCCCCCCGUGUCUAAACAACCAUAAAUAACAGUCUCUAUCCUUCCCUUUAGCAGCCUGUGAGUAUAAAGAUGGGAGCGAUGUUACAGCACAUACGGA
Messenger RNA from Xenopus tropicalis (tropical clawed frog), 1010 nucleotides. Its product is annotated as oocyte zinc finger protein XlCOF29-like. The record is from RefSeq and is a predicted model, not a curated record. NCBI's taxonomy places the organism in Eukaryota, Metazoa, Chordata, Amphibia, Anura, Pipidae. Bases 1 to 348 code for a protein of 115 amino acids. The transcript has 3 exons.